This is a messenger RNA of Fusarium redolens, 1122 nucleotides long. RefSeq names its product putative adipose-regulatory protein-domain-containing protein. The coding region runs from base 1 to 1122 and encodes 373 amino acids. Gene Ontology annotation, biological process: lipid droplet organization; lipid storage. The record is from RefSeq and is a predicted model, not a curated record. Lineage: Eukaryota; Fungi; Ascomycota; Sordariomycetes; Hypocreales; Nectriaceae. The transcript is spliced from 3 exons. Gene Ontology annotation, cellular component: endoplasmic reticulum membrane.
AUGGAAACCCUACAAGAAACUGCCCGUGUUGUCACGUCUAAGCCCGUUCAGCGAGCUGUCGUUAACACCGUACUCCUCGUUUCGACAGCGGCAACCCUCUUUUGCACGGCUGCCAUUGCUUCAUUGCUCUUUUUCCAGAAUUUCUUACCCCAUGAGGUCGUCACUUUGCCAUUACACCUCCAAUAUGGCUCUGGAAUUAACCCGUAUGGAAUCGCCUCUCUUCAAAUUCCACCGAUGAAGACGCAGCAAGAAUACGAUGUGUCUUUGAUUUUAGCAAUGCCUCGCUCGAACCCAAACGUGGAGCGCGGCAACUUCAUGAUUAGCCUGCACAUGCUCGACUCGCAAGCUGACGCUGGGUUGCAUGCUGUGGCGGAACGUCACGCAUCGCUACACCAAGGAUUUGAAGGGGCCAAUGUACUAUUCACUUCACGCAGACCUGCUUUAUUUCCUUACGUGGACCCAUUGGUAUCGGUUGCGUCUCGCGUGCUGUUUCUGCUUUACCAUUUAUUCACACCAGGUUCAAGCACGAACUCGAUGAUCAUCCCGUUGGCCGAGCGAGUUUUGUUCUCAAAAGUCUCAGAUCUCCCAAAGUCGGCGUACGUGGAGGUAGAAGCGGGCCAGACCAUUCAGAUUUACCAUGCCUACCUGCAGCUUACAGCUCAGCUUCGCGGUCUCCGGUGGAUGAUGGUUCACUAUCGCAUCUCGACAUUCAUCGCCUUGACCCUUGUAUUUUGGGCGUUUGAAGUUGUUUUUAUGGGUGUCGCCUGGGGACUUUGGAGUGUCGCUUCAGGGUCACCGCCUGGAGAUGCUGAUGACAAGACCAAGAGGCUUGAGGCAGAACGAUAUGAGUAUGAGGAUGAGGACACAGAUCGCGCAGAGACCUUUCCGACAUACGGGAGACAGCAACCCCUCAAGUACGAGCCCGAAAUCAAACCUGAAGCGGAUCCUGAACAACCUUUAUCGGAAAUUCCUCGAGCAGGAGCCGACGCUGAUGAUGAAGAUGAGGGAAGUUUUGACGAUGACGACGACGAUGUGCAACACAAGGAUUCGGGUAUCGGAACGAGUUAUAGUGAGGAGGGAAUUUCAAGCAUUCGAAGGCGAACGUCACGUAAUAAAUUGUAG